This is a messenger RNA of Sorex araneus (European shrew), 1140 nucleotides long. RefSeq names its product COMM domain-containing protein 8-like. The coding region runs from base 1 to 588 and encodes 195 amino acids. The record is from RefSeq and is a predicted model, not a curated record. The transcript has 2 exons. Lineage: Eukaryota; Metazoa; Chordata; Mammalia; Eulipotyphla; Soricidae.
AUGACGCCGGCUCCUGUCCACAGCCAUACUGCUGACCAGGCUGCCCACGAGGGCACAGACAAAGCGGCAAAGAAGGCGCGGGCCUGGGGGUGGGGUCUGGAGUUACUCCACAAAGUCAUUGAUGGCAUUUGUGGCCAGGCUCCUCCUCUCUAUCAAGAUUACCAGAAUGUCUGGGAUUCAGCAGAGUGGACAGAUGUUCUAGAAGAUAUCACCAAAUUUUUCAAAGAUGCAGUUGGCAGAAAUUUAUCUGAUGAAGAGAUAUUUCAGCAGUUGAAUCAGUUGAAUUCAUCUCAUCAAGAAACUGUCAUGAAAUGCUUGAAAAGUAGAAAAAAUCAUAUCAAACAGACUCUGUUAGAAGAAAUAGUUAAUAUUUCUUCUGCGCAGCUAAAGGAUUUUGAUUGGCAGUUGAAGCUAGCUCUUUCUAGUGACAAGAUUGCGACACUGCAAAUGCCACUUUUAAACCUUCAUCUUGAUGUUAGAGAAAAUGGUGAAGUCAAACCGUAUUCUGUUGAAAUGAGUAAAGAAGAGUUGCAGAACCUAAUUGAUUCCUUGGAAGCCGCUAAUAAGGUUCUCCAGCCUUUGAAAUAACUGGAAAUGAGAUCCAGCACCAGCAGAUUCCACUGCUACAACUACAUACAGAGUGAUCCUCAGAAAACCUGCGGAAUUUUGUCUUUUAUAUCAAGCUGGGGAGAGCAAUGUUGAGAUUACAAAGAUCAAAGAUAAAAAAAAAUAAUCUUUUCUGAAGAACAGGAAAUUACAUAGGAAAUGCAUUAAAAAAAUGAGAGAAGAAAAAGCUAUAAUAGCAGUUUAUAUUUUCAGGGUGACCGUUGCCUCAUUAAAUAUUUCAGAAAUCCUUAUAGAUAGAUCAUACGAUUUUAUUGAAAGCUAAAAGUAGACUUUAAAGUAAUAAGCAUGUAAAGCACAAAUGUACUUGAAUAUUGCUUUGAGAAGUUAUGUGAUUGGUGAGGAAGCAUACAUACUAUGGAGUCAGUAGUUUGUGGUAUUUUUGGAAGAUUACUUUUAAAGAAUGUGUAAGCUGCAUAUGUAACUGAGGACAUUUUCUAACUUUCAUAUGUCAAAGGAAAGACUGUAAAUAUAAAAUUUCUUCAAAAAGAAGCUCUACAGGGGCUGGAGCGAUAG